UCUUACAAAUUACGAGAAAAGUGUAUUAAUAACAAUUUUAAAUAAUAAUUUUUUCAUUUUUUAGCGAUGCGUACCGAUGAGCAUAUUUUGAUUCACUGGUUGCUCCUAGAGUUUACUAAGAUUUGGGGUGUUGUGUAGAAUAUUUGAUUGUGGAUUUGAGUAAUAGAAUAGAUCUGAAGAAUAAAAUAAUCCCUUUUUGGGUGCGUGUAAUGGCUGGUUUCACCGCCGAAGAUCUCUCCACAAUCGGAGGAAUUGCCACCGUUUCGCUUCUUCAUUCCUUCAUUCCCACACAUUGGCUUCCUUUCUCCAUUGUGGGUCGUGCUCAGAAAUGGACUCUCUCCACAACCCUUCUUGUCACUGCACUUGGAGCAAUUUUGCACGUAAUAUCCACUUCACUGCUUGGUAUAACAGCAAUUACCAUGGCAAACACCAUUGCUGGUGAAGAAACAGUGCAUAAGCUCGCUUCACUUUUGCUUGUACUUCUUGGUGGUAGUUAUGUAGUGUUGUUUCUGGUGGGAAAGGGCGGCCAUAGUCAUUCGCAUAACCAACCCAUGGAGAGAAUGGCUGUAGCUGGACUAAUUCUUGUUCCUGCAUUGUCUCCCUGUGCUACAACACUUCCAGUAUUUCUUGCUGUUGGAAAUUCAUCUUCCAUGAUGGUGCUUGCCAUCAUAGUGCUGCUAUUCAGCACAAUAUCUGUGAUGACUUCGCUAGUAGCAUUGUCAUUUUAUGGGGCUAGUCAGCUGAAGUUUCACUGGGUGGAGAAGUAUGACAAACUUCUUGUUGGUUCAGUGCUGUGUUUAGUAGGAAUCUUGACCCUAAUUUUUCAUGAUCAUGAUCAUGGAGAACUAGGUUCUAUUGGAGAGCAUGCACAUAGGAAGAUCAUUACCUUGUGAGAUAUACACACGUCUUUUAAUUACACGCUUUUGAGCGUUGUCACAGUAUUGUCUCUAUUUUGUAUUAAAAGAAAAAAAAAUGUUGCUACUUAGAUAAUUGCUUAUUCCUGUCUAGUUAAAGUGGGUGUGCAAUGAAUUUAGAAUGAGAAGUUAAUGAUAUUCAAAUUACUUCUUUUGGGGGGCUGCAAAAUUACUUUGAUUAGAAUAUAGUGAGUCUCCAAUAUACUGUCACAAAAUUAUGUACCUGUGGGUACCCCUUAUAUCUUAUAACUGUAUAAUCUUGAUUUGGCAAAUUCAGCGUUUCCUCCAACAUAUGA
This is a messenger RNA of Abrus precatorius (Indian licorice), 1210 nucleotides long. RefSeq lists its product as uncharacterized. NCBI's taxonomy places the organism in Eukaryota, Viridiplantae, Streptophyta, Magnoliopsida, Fabales, Fabaceae. The transcript has 3 exons. The record is from RefSeq and is a predicted model, not a curated record. The coding region runs from base 210 to 893 and encodes 227 amino acids.